Carassius auratus (goldfish) is the source of this 680-nucleotide messenger RNA. Its product is annotated as thioredoxin. Gene Ontology annotation, molecular function: protein-disulfide reductase activity. The transcript is spliced from 5 exons. The coding region runs from base 119 to 472 and encodes 117 amino acids. NCBI's taxonomy places the organism in Eukaryota, Metazoa, Chordata, Actinopteri, Cypriniformes, Cyprinidae. The record is from RefSeq and is a predicted model, not a curated record.
AGGCGGGGCUACGUGACAGAGUUCAUAUACGGCGGUGAUGACUCGUCGCUGCUGCUCGUCUGACUGUCAGUGAAACAGGAGCAUUUAGAGAAAACGUUAGUCCAGUACAAGAGACACAAUGGUUAUCGUAAUUGAGGAUAAGAAUGCCUUCGACAAUGCUCUGAAAAAUGCUGGGAGCAAGUUAGUGGUGGUGGACUUCACAGCCACAUGGUGCGGGCCCUGCCAGAACAUCGCUCCAUUCUAUAAAGCGCUGUCUGAAAAAGAAGAGAACAAAAAUGUCGUGUUUCUAAAGGUGGAUGUGGAUGAUGCACAGGAUGUGGCAUCUUUCUGUGACAUCAAAUGUAUGCCAACAUUCCAUUUCUACAAGGAUGGAAAGAAGAUUGAUGAAUUUUCUGGAUCAAAUCAGUCUAAGCUGGAGGAGAAGCUCAAUCUGCAUAAAACUGAAGAAAAGCACACAAACCAACCACUGUAAUAACUAAUUAGUUAUUAAGAAGUUAGAGUCAAAUACAGAAACAUUGUUCUCAACCUCUAACUCUAACUCACUCUAAUUUUAUCUGCUACAUUUAUAUCCCAUUUUAUUUUAGCCUACAUGCAGAAACAAAACAUUUUGUUACUUUUUUUGGGCCUAUAUAAUGGCUCUCUAAUGUAUUUUAUGUUUGUAUGAAAUAAAACCUUUAAAG